GCCCGCGUGUGGUGGGGAAGGUAAAAACAGCCCCUUCUCCCUGUGGCCAUGGCGGGCAGGCCUGCUCCCGCCUGCGUGCUGGGCAUAGACCUGGGCACGACAUCGGUUAAGGCAGCCCUGUUGGUAGGGGCAGAGCAAGGGCAGGUGGUGGCAGCGAGCUGCUCCAGGGAGACACAGGCACACACCAGUAGCCUGGAAGCUGGACCACAGGGAAUGGAGCAGAAUGUCCGAAGAAUAAUAAGAGCAUUGAAUGAAUGCCUUGCUGCUCUACCUCAGCAGCAGCUUCAAAAAGUCACUCACAUUGGCAUUUCAGGACAAAUGCACGGGAUUGUAUUUUGGAAAAAAGAUAACGGUUGCAAAUGGACAGAGUGUGGCACAGGGCCUGCCUUUGAGCCGGAGGAGGUCAGUCAUCUCAUUACUUGGCAAGACGGCCGCUGCAGUCCUACCUUCCUCUCUUCUCUUCCUCUGCCACAGUCACAUAUCAGCUUGGCUACAGGAUUUGGCUGUGCCACAGUCUACUGGUAUUUAAAAAAGAGGUACGUUGUUUCUCAAAAGGGUUUCUGUAUCAGGCUGUUUCGCUGGCAGUUUCUCAUCUUGAAUUUAUCGCCGGUGGCGGUGCGGCCGCCCUCGGCUGCCAUUUUGGGUGCGGCGGAGCGGGUUGGGCGCUGGGCUGGUGCCGGCCAGUCUGUGAGGAGGGAGAGCCGCGAGCGGCGGGAGGGCUCCUCGCUUUUGGUUGUUUGUCGAAGUUCCGUCUGA
Molecule: messenger RNA, 756 nt
Organism: Calidris pugnax (ruff)
Lineage: Eukaryota; Metazoa; Chordata; Aves; Charadriiformes; Scolopacidae
Product: sedoheptulokinase-like
Exons: 4
Coding region: 49-756 (235 amino acids)
Biological process (GO): carbohydrate metabolic process; cellular response to lipopolysaccharide
Cellular component (GO): cytosol
Molecular function (GO): sedoheptulokinase activity
Source: RefSeq, a predicted model, not a curated record